Manduca sexta (tobacco hornworm) is the source of this 1166-nucleotide messenger RNA. It is a transcript of the gene Elp5, whose product is annotated as elongator complex protein 5. Gene Ontology annotation, molecular function: tRNA binding. NCBI's taxonomy places the organism in Eukaryota, Metazoa, Arthropoda, Insecta, Lepidoptera, Sphingidae. Gene Ontology annotation, cellular component: cytosol; nucleus; elongator holoenzyme complex. Gene Ontology annotation, biological process: tRNA wobble uridine modification. The record is from RefSeq and is a predicted model, not a curated record.
UCAAGUUCUAGUUUAUUUUUGUCUCUGAGUCAAGUUUUUAGGUUAGGUAUUGCUGCUAAUCACCUCUGACAUUAACAAAAACAAUUAUAAAAGUAAAGUAAUAUUGAAUAUACUUAUAUAUAUUCCUAGGAUAGAUUGUAAUUUUAUAAUUUUAAUUCUUAGAAUUCUGAAAUGACGCUGUUCAAGUUGCGAUCGGCACCGUUUGUACUCAUCGAAGAUGAUAUUAACAAAAAUACAGUGCCUUUAAUUUUAGAACUUGUACAAAAUACGAGCGGCGUAAUUAAUUUGUUUGCAUAUGAACAACCGAUUACGGUAUGGAGAAAUGUUUUCAAUCCGUCCGAACUAAAUUGUUAUAAGGAGUUUAAUCCGGAAAUGUUUUCAAAGUACACACAUUCCAAAUGCACAGUGAUAAUAGACUCUAUAAACCAAAUGUCUCUAUGUUUGGGUUGGAACGUGCUUAAAAGCUUAAAGAGGUUGCAAGACAAUAAAGAUGUGGAGAAGUUAAUAGUAAUUCUACACAAAGAUUGUUUAUCUCAUGCAUCUAAACUACGUUUUCAACUAAACCAUAUAGCGAAGGCUAUAGUUUCGUACGACGACAAAAUUGCGCACAAAGUUUGGGUACAAAUUAAAAAGAACAGUAAAAUUAUAAGAACUGAAGAAUUGUUAUCUUAUGACAGUAUUAAUAAGGUAUUAAAGUCUCAUCCAGUAAUCAAAGAAGAAAGGAAAGAAGCUGAACCAGAGAAGCCAUCUCCAGGAACACUUUCAACAUUCAAAAUAGAAGUGGAACAGACUGAAAAGCUACAAAAGUACAACCUGAAGCUUCCGUAUAUGAGUAAGAUUAAUGAAGGAGAGAGCAAAGUGUUCUACGAGCCUGAUGCUGUUGAUGACUGGGAUGAAGAAGACCCCGAUGAUGACCUAGAUAUAUGACCUGAUAUUGUACAGUUGUCCUGAGUCUUUUUAGCUGGCCUCAAGUUAGUUACCAUUGUCAAGUGAAGUGAAGGUUUAAUGUUAAUUCUACACCUGCUGUGAUGCUUUUCAGGAUGCAACAAAUGCAAAUCUUCCACAGACUAACCUCUUAUCGGCUAUACAGAUUAACAAUAGCUGUACAUUUGUUAAUAUAUAAAUAUAACAUGUUAUAUCAUAAAUACAUAUUACUAUAUUUAAAU